This is a messenger RNA of Dromaius novaehollandiae (emu), 3828 nucleotides long. RefSeq lists its product as uncharacterized. The coding region runs from base 494 to 1528 and encodes 344 amino acids. Lineage: Eukaryota; Metazoa; Chordata; Aves; Casuariiformes; Dromaiidae. The record is from RefSeq and is a predicted model, not a curated record. The transcript is spliced from 2 exons.
GGGAAGAGUAGGAGGGGUGCUGCGGGCUCCUGGGGGUCGUAGCUUUGCUCAGGAUUGGGGCCAGUUAGGCAGCUGCUGGGAGGAGUGGCGGUGCUGGGAGGGCACCGUUGCUGUCCGAGGACCCUGGAACAGCCCGAGAGACCCUGGAACAGCCACCCCACGGACAGUAGGGGUCUGGGAGGGUUUUCAAACAAGACGGGAAAGAGCAAGGAAGAUUUGAGAGCGUGGAAAAACUAGGUGCCGCGGGUACUGAAGUUGUUACGGGCUGAGGGUGUUUGGCGUUGAGCAUCUGAGAGGGGCUAAUGCACGAGGAAUGGUAAAAUGCUGUGACUGAACGCGAGGUUCCUCCCCGGCCUGGGCCCGUGUGUGCACCCUCGCUCCCACAGACACCCCGGAGCUGUAGGGAAACGGGUGAGCAGGCCCACGAGCGGACUUUGGGCACAGCGGUGCGCAGAGAGCGCUGCGGGCUCAGCCGGUGGGGUGGAGUCGGAGCAUGGCGAGCCAGGCUGUCGGGAUCCAUCCGGUUCCGCUCCCUGCCCCUCUGUCCAGCGCUCCAUCCUUCUCUUUCUUUCCCCGUGGCUCUGUCCAGUGCCCCAUCCCUUUGUUUAGCUACUCGUUCCUCUGCCCAGCUCCCCCAUCCCUCUUGUACUCUUUCCAUCUCUGUGACAAUAUCUGCGUCCAUCUAACUGGCUCUCUAUCGCUCUAUCCAGCUCUUCAUCGUCCUCUUCCUCUUCCUAUCCCAGUACCUGCCCGCUGUCCUUCCGUGCGGCUCCCCAUCCGUCUGCUGCUCUCGUCUGCCUUUCUGCCUGUACUUCUCUUUGCCUUCCCAGCCCUCUGUCCACCCCUCCAGCCAUCUCUCUCUAUUUCCAUCCCUCUGCUCAGCUCCUCAUCCAUCUAUUUGCCUCCCUAUCCCUCUUUUCCCCUGUUUUGUCCCAUCUCUCUGUCUGAAUUGCCCUCCCUCUUUUUCUCUCUCCACCUUUCUGGCCAGCUCUUCGUCGUUCUCGUCCUCUUCCCAUCGCUCCUACUGGCUCCCUGUCCCUCUCUUCCCGUCCCCGUUCCUCUCUCCGGUUCUCCCCCCUUCUCUGUUGCUCCCUCGCUGUUCCUCUGGCCGUCUCGCCUUCCCCAUUUUUCUCUCUUCUGCUCCCCGGUCCUCUGUGCAGCCCUCCCUCCAUCUGUGUGGCCCUCUGUCCCUCUCUUUCUCUUCCUUUGUCCAGUGCCCAGACCCUGGGGCUGGCUCUCUGUCCCUCUCUUUCUUUCUCCCUCCAUCCAUCUGCCAAGCUCUCUGCCCCUCUUUUCUUUUGUUCUCCCCCCGUCCCCGCGUCCAGGUGGAGGUCUGUCGUUCCUUUGCGUUUUGUCUGGUGCGGCAGGUGGCGAGAGGUGGUCGGCGCUCGGCAGAGAUGGUGAUCGGCAGCGCCCGGAGGGUGCCGUCGGUCGGUCUGGUUCGGGUCACGUCAGACACCUCCGCGGGGACUCUGCCCGCGGAGGCGCGGGGCUGUGGCUGUGCAGCAGGGGAGCACUAGCGGGCUAGAGAUGCCGUGGGGUACGCGGCAGGCAGCGAAGAGGCUCCUGGGGAAGGUGUCACGGAGGCAGAGAGCAGCAGAGGCUCCGAGACCUUGGGCGUUAGGACAGGCGCUCGCGGUAGGGCGGUCUGGAGCUGCUGCUGCUGUCUGUCCUACUCGUCAGCGCGGUCUGCAGUUACUGCCUCUUGUCUGCCUGCGCGCAGCCAGGGCUGUCACGUGGUGCAGCUUGAGUUGUGAUUGCGAUGCUGGCAUUGAGCCCACUUUUCUGUCAGGUCUGCCUUUAUGCAAAGUGGUGUCUUCCCUAUGUCUACAGCUCAACCCAUGUUGUUGAUUUAGUGCUUCCUGAGGGGAUAUGCUGUGCUGUCAACACGCACACCCACCCCACCCCUGCCAUCGCUUCCUGAUGAAUGCAAUCAUUUACGUAGCUUCUGGCUUGUUUCUUUCCUUGGAACUCCUUUCUCUUUGCUGUUCUGGUCCCUCCAAACAAUUUCUGUUUCUAGCAUUAUUAGUGUUGGGCCCUAAACCUUCUAGACCUUCCUUCUUUGAAGUCCAGAGGUUCCAGUAUUGUUUGUACUUUGAGAGUAAAGGUCCUUCACAACUCAUGUCUUAAGUAUGCAACUGCCUUACCUGGGAUUUUCGUUUUCGCAAGUUACUGUUUCUUUCAGGAGCCAGCUACAACAGUAACUUUGCUAUAGCAGAGAAAUGGGGUUACAUGUGUAUGAGCAACAGCACCGUAGUACACAGCAAAGCCAUAAUCUACAGUACUGGUAGCACAAGUCAGUUUCCCAUCAGCUCCAUCUCUCCAGGGUUUGGAGGUUUUGGAGGCCUUACUUUUUAUCCUGCCUUGGCUGGACGGUGCUUUCUGAGAGUGUCCAUCAGAGGCAGAGUUUCCCUGCGGAGGACCAUCUAGCAAAGGCUGGAGGCGACCGGGUGCCUGAGCGAGCCUGCCUGUCCGUGAGAGCUGCUGUGACAUCUUUGUGAUGAAAUGGAGCCAGAGAGGGUGACUGAAGCAGCACGGAGGGUGCCGAAGCCCAGUCGGGCAGUCGAAGGAGCCUUGUCACAGCUGGGAGCUCUGUGGAGAUGCGCGGCUGGCCAUGGAGAGUGAGCUCUGACUUGCAGCGUGGACACAGCUAAGUCCUGGGCUGCAUCAUAUGUGAGCAGUGCUGGGAGGUGCGAGGUGAUUGUUCCCUAGGUGGUCACUGGUGUCACUGGCUGUGGAUGUUUGCCCAUGGAGCUGAGAGGACCAAAAAUAUUAAUUGUCUGACCCGGAGAUGAAUUAGUGCUUGCAGUGCUUCAGGUAGGUUCAGUGCAAGUGCAGCCUAGUGCAGUCCUGUGGAGUGAUUCUUGCACAUGCUCACAUUUGAAUGGUGGCUAAAACCAAGCCUCUAAACAGCAGCUGUAACGUGAUUCUGGUGCAUGUCUUCCCGUUCUGCUGUGCUUCUAGAGGAAGGGAAAACUUCUUAAGCUGUGGGCAAAACUCCUUGCCUUCUCUUUACUGUUUUCAUGCAUAUGGGUGCUUUGGUGUUUGUUGCUUAAAGCUGAGGGUUUGGAAUUUUUCACUUAAGGUUUAUUGUUUAGUUUGUUGUUGAGGGUCUCUCACUCCGGAGUUACAGUUUAUUCCUUUCUUUUGUGGGGCUCAGUCUUUAUCAGUCAGGGUUUACAGUUUGCUCGUUUAGUGAUCAGGGCGCAGAAUUUAAAAUCCAACCUUAGCCAUAAAUUUUAAAGUCUCGGCAACUAUUAGGGUUCCAAGACCUGCAGUUAGUGUUCAGGGCUUAUGACUUACUGAUAAAGGAAAAGGGCUAAAUCCUUAGAUAAACUGUAAGCCCUGAAGCCUAAGCAGCAGGCUGCAAACCCUUCUCUGGGCUUUGUAACCUUCCCCUGUACCCAGCGUUCAGCUCUGCACACCGACCUGCGCUCUGGAUUUGAUAUGGCGCAGGCCCAUCACACGGAGACUAGCAAUGUGACGGGUGAGCUGAGAGCUGUGGAAGUGUCUUGCAGGGCUCUAGCCUGGGGUAGGGCAGAAGUGCAGACAGGCAAGAUCAGGCAUUUUCCUCUCAUCUCUGAGAUGAAUCCUAUCCCUGAAGGAAAAAGCAGAGGAGUAGGCUGUCAGCUACUCGGACACCUGCCACAUCAAGGGCAGCAGCAGGAGAUGACCCUUCCCUGAUGGAUGGAUGGACGCUGGUGUAGUGAUGACUCUUCAGGCAUCACAGGUAAGGGGAAGCAUGCUGACACUGAGCUCCAUGGCAGACUUGCUUCCAGCUAUUGUUUCUGCGCAGUAAAACAAUAAACAGUUGCUUUAUUCUUUGCA